Molecule: messenger RNA, 1575 nt
Organism: Glycine soja
Lineage: Eukaryota; Viridiplantae; Streptophyta; Magnoliopsida; Fabales; Fabaceae
Product: dynamin-like protein ARC5
Exons: 13
Source: RefSeq, a predicted model, not a curated record
CAUCGUGAUGGCUGCAUUCUUGGUGAUUCUCCGUUCUUCGCAUCAGUGCCUUCUGGAGGAGUUGGGUGUGGAAGUGGUUAUCGCUAUAGCUCCAAUGAUGAGUUCAAACAGGCAGUUUGCUUCAGAGAGAUAGAAGAUGUUGCAUCUUUGGAGGAGAAGUUGGGCAGGGCAUUGUCAAAGCAGGAAAGGAGUAGGAUAGGCGUGAGCAAACUUAGGCUUUUUCUGGAAGAAUUACUCCAAAAGAGGUAUAUAAGUAAUGUACCUUUGAUCAUUCCACUUCUCGAGAAGGAGUACUGGACUGUGACAAGGAAAUUAAGUGACAUUAAUCAAGAAUUGAGCACACUUGAUGAAGCCAAACUGAAGGAGAAAGGAAGAGCCUUCCAUGAUAUGUUCUUGACCAAGCUGUCAUUGUUGCUUAAAGGGACAGUUGUUGCACCUCCUGAUAAGUUCGGUGAAACACUGCAAGACGAGCGAAUUAAUGGAGGUGCAUUUAUCGGAGCUGAUGGUGUUCAGUUCCCUCACAAGCUAAUACCUAAUGCAGGGAUGCGUCUUUAUGGUGGUGCACAAUAUCAUCGGGCAAUGGGUGAAUUUCGUUUUGUGGUUGGAGGAAUCAAGUGUCCCCCAAUUACUCGGGAAGAAAUUGUAAAUGCAUGUGGAGUUGAAGAUAUUCAUGAUGGAACAAACUACUCUAGGACUGCUUGUGUAAUUGCUGUUGCAAAGGCUCGUGACACAUUUGAACCUUUUCUUCAUCAGUUGGGGUCCAGGCUGUUGUAUAUACUUAAGAGAUUGCUUCCGAUCUCUGUUUUUCUUCUUCAGAAAGAUUGUGAAUAUCUAAGUGGCCAUGAGGUGUUCCUCAGGCGUGCUGCCUCUGCCUUCAACAACUUUGCAGAAUCUACUGAAAAAUCAUGCCGUGAAAAAUGUAUGGAGGACUUGGUGAGCACCACACGGUAUGUUUCAUGGCCUCUCCACAAUAAGAGUCGGGCUGGGUUACGUCUGUUCUUAGAUUCUUUUGGUGGAACAGAACAUUCCAAUGCUUGUAAUAAUCCUACAUCAACUGUUCUAUCACAAACAAGUGCGCAUGAGAAAGAAGACACAAAGUCACAACCGGAUGUAAAACUCUGCCAUGUAGCCUCUGGCACUGAUUCUAGCUCAUCCAUUCAGACAACAGAAACAAAGCUUGCUGAUCUUCUGGAUAGUACACUCUGGAAUAGGAGGCUUGCACCUUCAUCUGAAAGAAUUGUUUAUGGCUUGGUACAACAGAUAUUUCAUGGCAUUAGAGAAUAUUUCUUGGUUUCCACAGAGUUAAAGUUCAAUUGUUUCCUUUUGAUGCCCAUUGUGGACAAAUUGCCUGCACUUCUCCGGGAAGACCUAGAAUCUGCUUUUCAAGAUGACCUGGAUAAUGUUUUUGACAUAACCAAUAUGCAGCACUCAUUUGGGCAGCAAAAGAGAGAGACAGAAAUUGAACUGAAAAGGGUAUUUCUUAAUUCAUAUAACAUGGUUUUCUCUUGAACAAUUUCCAGAUAUGCCAACUUUCUCUUUGUUGUCCAUAAUGCUAAACUUUUUAUGCUUGAAUGG